Messenger RNA from Epinephelus fuscoguttatus (brown-marbled grouper), 3931 nucleotides. Its product is annotated as arrestin domain-containing protein 3-like. Gene Ontology annotation, biological process: protein transport. NCBI's taxonomy places the organism in Eukaryota, Metazoa, Chordata, Actinopteri, Perciformes, Serranidae. The transcript is spliced from 6 exons. The record is from RefSeq and is a predicted model, not a curated record. Gene Ontology annotation, cellular component: plasma membrane; cytoplasm. The coding region runs from base 53 to 1297 and encodes 414 amino acids.
CUUGACGCUGUGCAGCAACAGUUGGGAGUAACAACUUAUCGAUCCGUCCAAAAUGUCUCCGAUAAAGGACUUGCAAGUCGUGUAUGACGCUCUCAACGAGAAUGUAACAUUUUCUGCAGGAGACGUUGUCACUGGCACAGUCAGCUUUAAUCUGACAGAAGACGCAGAAGUGAAGGGGCUGAUCGUGAAAGUCAAAGGAGACGCGCAUGUGCGCUGGACAGAGGGCACAGGAGACAGGAGAAGGACCCACCAUGCGUACAGGAGAUACUUCAAAGUCAAGGAGUUCCUGACUGCAGAAACAGGAACUGCACUUCCCAGAGGAAUCCAUUGCUUUAAGUUCAGGCUUCAAAUCCCACAGGGCAACUUUCCGCCAUCCUUCAAGGGGCUUCAUGGACGAAUUGCCUACGUGCUUCAAGCAAAGAUGUCCAGGAGCUGGCGGUGGCCUGCCUCAGCACACAAAGAGCUCAAAUUUGUUUCAAAGUAUAGAUCUCAGAAGGUCAUGUGUCCCCAGACUGCUUCAGUGUCUAAAGAGAUCGGGCAUUUCUCUAAGGGGAAGAUUGAAAUGUCUGCUACCAUCAACAUGAAGGUUUGCUCCCCAGGUGACACCAUAGAUGUUUUUGCCAAAAUCCACAACUCCUCUUCCAAGAAAGUGAAGCCCAAAGUCAGUUUAAUGCAGCUUGUGGUGUACCGUGCAACGGGCAGCAGAACAACCAGUGGCCAGUGUCUUUGGAAAUACACUGGGGAUUCUCUGGAAAACAAAGAGGGUACUAUUUCCUGCCAAGUGAAGAUUCCUAAUGAUGCCCUGUGCACUCUCGCUAAUUGUGACAUCAUCUCGGUUACAUAUAUCCUCAAGGUGUAUGUGGACGUCAGUUUUUCCUUUGACCCAGAGGUGGUGUUUCCACUUGACAUCGUUCCCUCUAGCUGUGGUACCUUUCAGCCUAGUGUAGCUCCAGGGCCUUACCCUGCUGCUGCUGGGGGCCCAAGUUACAGCGACUUCCCUCCCCCUGCCUUCCCUGUUGGACCUUACCCUGGGCCUGCACCCAUAGGUCCAGGUGCUUAUGGAUACCCACCAGCAGGUCCCACUCAACCUGCAAACAUGACAAGCGGCUAUAAUAAUCCGUGGCAACCACAGGCUGUUCCAUACGGGUUUCCAGCUGCAGCUCCAUCUGCAGUCCAGCAUCCAGCCGCUACUGCUCCGCCUCUGUCUCAACAGGAAGAACAACCUCCACCUUACAUGUCGCUUUACCCCCCCAUUCAGCCCACUUUCAGUGGGACACGGCCAGAUCACAAAUACUGAACCUUUAAAAAGGAUCCAGAUAAUCUUAACCUAAAAAAUACAGACAGGUCAUGCUUUAUAUGUACUCUGUUCCGUUACAGAGAAAAAAAUCCUUGUCUUUGCCUUUUAUUUUGAUCACAGUUUAAUCUGUUUUUUGUUUUUUUUUUUAUAAAAUCGCUUGUGACAUCUCAAAUGUGGCUUUGACUUGCAAAAGAACAUGUAGCCCAUUUUGUAGAAAAUAUCGAGAUAUGUAUCUUGUGUUGCAAUUCAGCCUGAAAAUACCAAGACAUGAAUUUUUGUUCAUAUCACCGAGCCCUACUGUAGAACUACAAUGACCUGUCAGCAGUGGUGAAAGUAGAUUGCCAUAGUUGCUGGUACUGCUACCUCAGCCUUCAUCACUUCAUACUCUUGUCCUGUUGUUUUUUAAUGUCUGUAUGGCGCACAAAGAAAUAAGAAUAGCAGAUGAUUUACUUAAAUGUUGUAGGUGCCACAGAAUAAUUUGUGAAUGUUGGCAAAACUUUUCACGUCAAUUUGCUCUCCUUUAAAUUUGAGGAAAAGUACAACUGAAUUUAUCAACAAUAGUUGAACAGGUUACAGGUCUCUGUCUUUGGAUUUUCAGAACAUUGAGCACAUAAAUAAAGUUUUCUAAGAGAGAAAUCAUUAAAUAUUUGGGGAGAGUACACUUUAUUAGCAUAAUUUUAUUGAACAUGUUUUCCAAUGAAAAUUCCCCAAAAUUAUGCAAAAGCAUAUUUUUCCCAAACAUGUUGUAGUAUAGCCAACAGGGACCCAUUAAUGUGUGAAGGGAUUUUUAGGACUCUACACCUUAUAAGAGGAACAUUAUUGAGUAGUUGUUUUUUCUUUCGGUGUCACACUUUGUAGACAGUCCCUGCACAAUUGUCCCACAGCUGGUUGCACAUAGAGAGCAAUGUUAUUUAUCCAGCACGGACGAAAGCUCGUUUUGAUGGAAAUUGGAUUGUAGCUUGUCGUCUAGUUUACUGUGGGUGGAAGGAGGUAUUGUUUGUGUUUUAACAACAUUUGUUUAUGAUGUAUUGAUCUGGGAAGUUUUAAAUCUGUGAAUAUCUUUCCAACUAUACUGAAAUGGUGUGGUCAGGCAGCUGCAUGUUUUCUCUUGCUUCCUUACUUUUAAUACAAAUGUUUAUUCAUUUAUGGCAAUGCACUUUAACUGAAGUAGUUUUCUUCUCUAUGCAAGCUUUAAGUUGACCAAGAGGGAAGCCAACGCAUUAAAAAGACCAUCACAACUUGGUCUACUCCAUCUUAGAGUGGUAUGUUUUGUCUCCCCAGUGCAGUUCCCAAAGACCACAGGAGUAGUGAUGAAAAGAUUGGUUCUUUUAAGAAAUGCAAUUUGUGGCAUUCACUUGCACUAGCAAACCGACUCAGGAAGCUCUAGCUGGCUAGCUGGGAGAUGUGCUUGAGCUGCAAUUAUACUGCGUUCCACAAGCUCUCUCACCUCUUUUUGUCUAAUAAGUACAUGAAUUAACAACUCCGUUAAGUGCCACAACCUUAUAAACACCAGCAAAACAGCCGUCACGAAUGUGCCUUUCGGUCUUUUGGUCUGAAUCGGCUACCUGGCAAUAACAAUAUUUUACCAUCUCUGUUAUAUGGCGGUUGAUCUCGCCCUCUGUUUUCCCAAUUUAUUGACAUUUUCGGCCACUGUUCAUCUUCUUUGAGUUAGUCACUAACUGCUGCCUAGCAGUGCUGUUUAAAUCACGCACAGCUGGCAUAACACAUAAUCGAAACAUCACACCUGUUCUGCCCAUGGUCCUGUCUUGCCAGCAUUCCACAAGUGCCGUCCAUUUUACACAGACACCGAUUCGGCACUGGUACUACCCCAUUUUUGACUUAUGACUUAAGUCUGUCUACUGAUUCUGUUAACAUACCUUUUAUACAGAACAGCUAGGUGCCGUGUGGCAGUGUAAAAGCUACGAAAGAGUCAUUCAAAAAGAAGGAUUAAUAUAAGAAUCUAACAGCAGGAGAGUUUUUCCAAAGUUCUCCUGUACUUGAGCCAGUUUAGUCCAAAAUGGGUGUGACUACCUUUGUUCUUGACCGUUUUGUGUGUCCCUUGACCCGUACAUAUGUUAUUUUACAUAUUGUAUUAAUAUUGUUUUAUGUAUAUGCAAAUUUUUUUUAGGUAUUUCUUGCUUCCUUUUCAUUUUGGCUGCUGCUGGUAGUGCUAAUUAGGCCCACUGAAGAGCAUUGAGUGUCUGCCGUGUCAGAGUCCAUCUGUGUAGAGCCUGUGCUUUAUCUAACUACAUUCAGUGCGCCUCUGUGCUGUCAUUUCUCAUUUGUAAACUUGUUGUAUUGUAUAAUUCACAUUUAUUUUGUAAGUCUAGUCAGUAAGGUUUGUACUUGUAUUCAUAGCCUGUAGUCAUGGUAUGAGUUGUGGGUUAUAUAGCUUUAAACAACUUGAUUGAUAAUUGCUGCCUUUAGUGGGAUAAUUCAGUGUGGGCAUCUGGCACCAUUGUGGUACCACCUUGUGGCAGUGCUGUGUAGUAGUGACUUGUUAAAUGGUUUGUGUUGUGUUUUUCUUACUCUGUUUUUAUUCCUUCCUUUUUCAAAAAACAUAUACAUAAACUAAAAAGUUAUUCUUGUAUACUAUGUCAACCAACACUAAGUAAUAAAGUGUUUUAACUGGAA